GUCGCUGUCUGGUUCUGCGAGUAUGAAGUCGUUGAAGUGUUUCCUUGACUUUUGGCGUCGUUUGUUUUGUGGCUGUCAACACGGUGUGUAAACACCUUUUCGGAGCAGAACCGGGGAGAGGGUGUCUGCAUUUAGCGGGGGCGCAGGGCUGCCCUCAUUUAUAAAAUACCUGUGAAUGGAAACGGUAGCGUGAUACUCUUCCCUCUGUCCCCCCCGGAGCCGAGCAGGGUGAAGCCCGGAAGAGGAGCCAGUCUCUGGGUGGUUCAUUGUGGCAGCUAUUCAGCGCUCGGUGACGACGAUGGCAGCGGCGACUGUUGUAGAGGCUGACCCGGCGGCGAGCGAAGGAGGUGCCGCUUUCACUGGCGUCAGUAACCGGGGCUGGGAUGAGUCUCAGCUCCGGAAUUAUUCUUUCCCAACGAAGCCCAUUCCCAGGAUGUCCCACACGGACCCCCGAGCAGAGAUACUCAUAAACAACGAGGUAAACAAACCGAGUUACAGAUGCUGAAACUCUGAACUCAUCUGACCCAUAUAUUGUUUUAAAGCAAGAACCACAGGCUGACAGCUCACUAAUCCCGCUUUUUUUUGUCUUAUAGUUGAUUUAAGGAGGACUAACUUGGAGAUUCAUAUUUUCUAUUACUGUAAAGUCUUGUUUAUAUGCAGUGGGGCAUUGAAACUGAAAGUAAAUAGUUUUAAUGUGUGUCAUCGUCUACUUUUGACCUCAUUUUAGAGAUCAGGGACUCUGUUUCAAAAGCGAGACAGGAAGGUGAUAUAUAAAGCUAGUGAUAGUUUUAAUAAUUUCAUUUGCAUCACAAAAGGCUUAAGGAUUUAUCCCUAGAAUGUGCAUCACUGACUUACUCCAUCAUUGUCAUUAAAAAGACAGGUCCAGCAUGCAAAUGUAAGUACUUUUAUAGAUUAAAGAGAGAAAUCAAAUAGAGAUUAUGAUUCAAUGCAAAGACAAUCAUAUUUUCACUGGUGGUUUUCCUUUGUCACUUUAGUUUGUGAUACUUUUGCAAGCUUUAACAGUGAAGUCAACUCAUACAUUCCUGUUAAUUAUUGCGGUUAACUGUCUCAAAGUUAAGCUGAAAAAAAUGUGUUUAAUUCAUACAGAGAGCUAUUCACAAAGUGUUGACAGGUUCAUAUUUAUAUGUUUACAAGUUUAAAUGUUUUUCUCUGCAGCUGUUUUACAGGGUUAGCAGAUUAUGCAGAAUGUGUUUCUGAGGUUCAUUUACAUUUAUUUUGAGGUCCUAGCCUCUGAUCGGUAAGUGCUGUGACAUGUGAUCAGGGUUGUCCAGGAUGUUAAGUUUUUGGGGCUAUGUUGUGGGAAUGAAAAGAUGGCUGAAGAGUAAAAGUUAUCCGUCUCCAUCCUGCUGUUUCUCAUCAUUAGAAUUAUCCAACCACCUUACAUUGAACCUUCACGUUACACUUCCGAUGUCAGAAAAAACAAAGACAUCUAUUGUUACUUUGGCUCUCCCUGGGACUAUUUCUAGCCAAGAGCAAAACAGGUUGUGGUUCUUUUAAUUACAUUCUCAACAUAACUAUGGGUUUUUUACACUCUCUUGCAAGUUAUUAAAUUCUUUCAUGAGCUGCAUUCAUGGGUUGUUAUUACAAGAUGACUCAUUGACAUGCAACAUAUUUUAGCCAACAGGUUUUUAUAAAAUGAUAACAUUCAGCAAAACUGCUAGGCCUAUCAGACAUCAGUGACAUACAGGUAUCAUUUUUCAUCCUCCGUUUCUUCUCACUGAUCAAAUUUCUUGUCCACAUCCAGUUUAGGAUGAGUCGAUUGCACUUAGACAGUUUUGUUUCCCUGGCUCCAUAAAAUAUUAUUGUGACUUCAAAAAGUAGCCAACGUGAGAUAAACAUUAUAUUAUUUUUGACUGUUACAAUAGUCAUUAUUCAGGUGAAAUUGUCUAUAAGGACUCAGUACUUGGGAUGCUUCACCCUGUUUUCAAGGGUAUUUUUUAAAUAUGGUGUAAAAACAACUAAACAAGGCAUUUAACAGAGCCAAACAAAAGAGAACAGGCCAGGACAAUAAUAAAUCCUUCAAUGGGUUUCCACAACAAACAUUUUAAUUAUGAUAAUCUGGAUAAGGUUUUCUUUGCUGAAUUUGCUGUUUUUGUAAUUGAAAAAUUUAAGAGAAUUGUCUUAGAUAACAUUGAUUAAUAUGUCCCAAAUAAAGAAUAGUUUUUACUACCUGUAAGAGCUUUAAGCCUGCUUCCAGUUAGGUCCCAGGUGGAAUAAACUAGCAUUUAACAUUGUUACUGUUUGCAUAAAUCAAAAAAUGAGACACUUUAAGAGUUAAGAUUGGUAUAUUUAAAAUGCGUUGAGGUGGGGCUGGGUGAUAAAACAAUAACAAUAUAUCAAAAAUUAAUUUCCCCCAAUAUCAAUAUAAAACAUGGUCAUUCUGUCAUGUUUUGGUAGACUACACAAAUAGCCAAUGAAAAGGGGAGUUGCUCCGGGUCCGCUUCGCGCUGAACCAAUCAUGUGCUGAAUCAGAAUCAAGUAGCAAACAAUUGUGUAGUAGCAGGCUGCAGCUACAUGGAACUAUAACACUUCUAACACGUGAAGCCGACAGCACUGUCAGUGAGAAAAAUGAAAAUGAGUGCUACCCUCAACAGAAAUGCAGAUGAAGGUUCAACAGAUGAUGACAUUGUCGACAACACUGGCACGAAAGUAUUGGAGGUGUGGAGGUAUUUUGGUUUUUUUUUUAGGUCGGACAUGAAGCAGAGUAAUGUGCACUGCAAACUAUGUCGAGUACAUGUUCUCGCAAAGUCGGGGAAUACCUCAAAUCUUUUUCACCACCUGAAGCAGUGCCACGCGGCAAAGUAAAUGCAAUGCAAACACCAAGCAGAGCAAGGAGCCCACGGCGCCUGUGCAGCUGACCAUUCAGUCUAUUUUCUGUAGUGCACCACCUUAUGACAAAAUGUCAGAGACACAAAGACCUCACAGAUGCAGUAGUUUAUUGUAUUGCAAAAGACAUGCUACCAAUAAGCACUAUUAAAUUUAAUUUUUUAUAUCGUGAUAUACAUUGAUAUCGACUGAUAUGAAAAAAUAUAUUGUGAUAAACUUUUUCCCACAUUGCCCAGCCCUACAUUGAGGCGUCAUGUCAGUCAUUUCAGAGGUUCACGGCCAGUGUACUUAGUUUGGCAAGAGGAAUGUAGUUUAAGAUGACUGAAAGGAUGAUUUUCAAAUUUGUGUUUUACCCUUUAUAAAACUUAAGUAUGUCAUAACCACUGACUGUACAUGCAGUCUAUGGUUGUACACACAGUCUAUGGUAAUGACACACAUCCGGAGUGACCUCCCCCUUUCCCCUGAUUUGUACUCUUACAAACGCGCUCGUGCAACACUGUCACGAGCACAGUAAGUGUGAAAUGACCGUGUUCACGCUGUCGAUACAUGUCAAUGGAGCACAUCUGUUAGCGCACUGUGUUCACACGACACGCGCCCCUUCCUCAUGAAGAAUUUGCAUAAACUGACUUAUUUUCGUCCACAGAAAUGAAAAACGAAGCCGAGUUUGCUCAAAACAAUCGAUUUCAAACGCGUCGAAGCACAGUGUGUUUUCGGUUAUUUCGUCCUUGUCGCUGGUAGAUGCAGAGAAACAGAAAGAUCCCUAAGUUUAGAUCUGUUUUAGCUCGCGGGGACUCUGCUGGGACUCCACGCUAUCUCCUCCUGCGAAAGUGAAACUGAGAGAGGCGAUGCAGACACAGGGAGCGCGAGCGCGUUCACCGGUGUACGUUCAGUUUGUCACGUAGCCCUCGUGCUCGGUGAUAUUAACUGCCAUAAACCGUAUACUUUACCCAACUGGUGUAUGUUGAAACUUAUGUUCCGUUUUCUUAAAAAAGACGAAAAUAAAGUAGUUUUCAGGAUGUUUUAAAUAACCCUGUGUCUGAGCAAGCAUGCAUCAUCUCUCAUGUGUCCUAGUGUUUCACUUAAAAAGGAAUGAGGUCACUCAAGUUGAACUUUGUUUACAGAGUUUUAUGAAUCACUUAAGUAGAAAUUUUACAGAAAAGAUGCAUCUUCUAGUUCUAACCAGGAAAAAAAAACUGAAAUAGUCAUGAGGCAAUCAUCAAUUCAUGGAGUCUGUGAAGGUUAGAAGCACAUGGGUGAAGGGGUUAGACAUUUAUUUACAAAAAAAAAAAAAAAACAUUUUUCACUCUUGAAAGUGAACUUAGUCUGUCGUAAGUUGUACUAGAAUUGUGUUCAGACCAAAUAAGAUCAUUUUAAAUUUGUUUUAUACAUCAGUUGUGGUAUCUAUGAGUUACAACAUCAGCUCAGAAACCUAACCUUAAAGUCCACUAUUUUAUCUUAGAGGACUAAUUAAGUCAUAAUAGUAGUUCUGGGGUAAGUUGGGAGUAAAGCAGUAUGACGAGAGGAUCAGAGUUUCAGUUCAUAUUGUUGAAAUGUGUUACUUUUUCUUUUCAAAAAUACAGCUGUGAAUGUUCUGAAACACCUAAAGACAUUCUCAUGGCUCAAUUUACCCCACUCCUAUGGUCAACUUACCCCAUACACGGGGUAAGUUGACCAUAAGAGACCACUUUUUUUUGGCAUGCUAUAUUAUCAAGACAGUUAUGUUUACACUCAUUCUGUUGGUUUACAGGGAUGCACAACAUCUUGAAAUAUAUGCAGAUUCACUAGUUAGAGACAAAACUAGGAUUGCCUUGAUGUAGUGAUCCAAAAUAUAAAAAAUGGCUCAUCUUACCCCACUCUCCCCAACUUGUAAUCUGCUAUCUUUGUAUUCUUGCAUUGUUGAAGAGUGCUUUUUGUAGGAAUGUUGCCUGUUGUGUAAAGACCAAUUUACUUGAGAUAAACAUAUUUUCCUGUUAUGUUAUUUGAUUUAAAUGUUCUUUGUCUGUUUGCCAGGAACCAGUGGUUUUGACAGACACCAACCUUGUGUAUCCAGCUCUCAAAUGGGACAUCGCAUACCUUCAGGAAAACAUUGGAAAUGGAGACUUUUCUGUUUACACUGCAGAAAAUCACAAAUUCCUCUACUACGAUGAGAAAAAAAUGUCCCUUUUUGAGAACUUUGUCCCAAAGUCUCAUCGAAUGGAAAUGAAAUUCUCAGAGUUUGUGGAAAAAAUGCAUAUGAUGGAGGAAAGGGGGGGAGAGGAGAGGUAAGACACGGGUAAUUUUUUGUGAAAUGAGAUUAUGACUCGAAUGUGAGAAUAUGAAUAGAUUGCAGUCUGAUGCUCAAUUUAGACCACAUCUUGUUAGGCAAGAUGUGACUGUGCUGAAGGUGUGUUUGACUGCAAAGGGUGUUUUUUUCUCUCUCAUAAAAUGUAACGCAACAGUAGAAAGUGGAGUGGAUGACUAAGCACACAGGGGGAAAGCCUUUCGCUGUAACCUGACUUGACCGGAUGGCACGCACACAGAUCACUUACUAAAAUGAAUUUGCAGUUUGACUUACUGCGAACAGUUGCAGUCGACUAUUUGCCUUAGCAUGGACUACCUCCAUUUAAGUCAUAUUGAUGUUCAUGGCUAAAGUAGGUAUAGUCAGCUGGAAUAUGUAAACAAACCUGUGUCCUGCAAAAGUGUAACACAGUGUAUGACUUAUGAAAAUAAGUCACUAGGACAUGUUACAGGACUCUGGUUGAGGAACUACAUGGCUGAAAUAUUUGUUUAGUUCUUGUUUCAUGCAUUUUUGUCUGCAGGGUUUAUCUGCAGCAGACCCUGAAUGACACAGUAGGCAAGAAGAUAGUUGUCGACUUUCUUGGUUUCAACUGGAACUGGAUCAACAAGCAGCAAGCCAAGAGAAACUGGGGACAGCUGACAUCUAAUCUGCUGCUUAUUGGCAUGGAGGGUAAGGGUUUAAAAACAGUUUUUAAAACUAUCUGACUGCAGUGUUUUCUCCCUAUCAAAUUGUGCUUAAAUGUUCCAUAUUAACAGGCAAUGUGACACCAGCGCAUUACGACGAGCAGCAAAACUUCUUUGCACAGAUCAAGGGCCACAAGAGAUGCAUCCUCUUUCCUCCUGAUCAGUUUGAGUGUCUUUAUUCUUACCCAGUGCACCACCCCUGUGACAGACAGAGCCAAGUAAGCUAUUUCAAUUAAUUCUGUAAAAGCAAAAUUGUGAUGUGUUUCAGUCUUCAUGUUAUUUGUAGAUAAACAUCUUACACUCAAUAAAGGGAUUUGUGUGAUUAAUGCACCAUUCUUAAACUACAGGUCGAUUUUGAUAACCCUGACUAUGAGAAGUUUCCCAAUUUUAAAAAUGUUGUUGGCUACGAGGCUGUUGUGGGCCCAGGAGAUGUGCUCUACAUCCCCAUGUAUUGGUAAGACAUAUUUUUGUAUUCACCUUCUGUUGGAAUAUAGGGCACAGAGUUUUUCGGACACUGUGCCAGAAGAUGUUUCACUGUGCUUUCUGCCAUUUAGUAUCCUUUUUUUAUUUAUUUAUUUAACUGCUUAUGAUAAUGUUGAGUAAUUCAUCUGUGUUGAUAUUUGGUGUUUACAAUGAAUUAUUGAUCCAGUGAAAUAGAUAAGACGGAGAAUGUUAGAGAUAAAGUUCAUGUGUUAGAUCAAUAAUUCACAGCAGGUGGGUGGCGUGUUGUGGUGUUAUGAUACACUCUGAACUGAUAAGAAAUAGUGAUGACUGGCAACGAUAGUUACUGGUGUGUUUUGAUUUCUUAGGGGUGCUCCUCAUUUUAUAAACUUGAGUUUCACUGUGAAUUUACCACAAAUCUAAAACCACUGAGCUUAAAUGCACAAAUCCACAUAUCUUUUUUGGAUUAAUACUUAAUUGACAUGUUUUUUUGUUCAUUUAAAAUCCAGUAAUUGGAACUAUACAAAAGGGUAAAUAAGAUCUGGGUGUUAAUAGUUCUCUUUUUUCCUCAGGUGGCAUCAUAUUGAAUCUCUGCUGAACGGUGGAGUGACAAUCACUGUAAACUUCUGGUACAAAGUACGCAUAUUUAAGUAUCCGCAGCUACAGCAUUUCGGCUAACAUUGCCACACCAUCAUAACUCACCGGUUUUGUUUUCGCUGUUUUGAAAGGGUGCCCCAACACCCAAGAAGAUAGAAUACCCCCUUCGAGCUCAUCAGAAGGUGGCCAUCAUGAGAAACAUUGAGAAGAUGCUUGGAGAAGCCCUUGGAAACCCACAUGAGGUAAAAGCACCCGCUUUUAUAGCCUCCUUAAAAGACCAACCUUUCAAACUUAAAACCUUGUACUGAUUGUGUAAGCAGCUCAUAAAAGUCACACUGCCAGUUUCUUGAACAUCAAAUAAGAUCCACAUUCAGGUCACCUGUUACAUGAAAUCUCCAGGGCAAGCUGGCCCUUCAUGCAACCUAAUUACUGUGAAUAUUUAUGGCUUACCUGAUUUAGUUCAAAGGAAAAAUGUAUGCAGUCAGGGACUGUGAGUGAAGCACGUGAUAACAGAGAAUCUUUGUCUGUCUUUAGGUUGGACCUUUACUGAAAACCAUGAUCAACGGCCGAUAUGAUCAGGGUCUGAGUUAGAGUCGGCUACCCUGAACGCUUUGGGAACUGAACGUGUGUGUGUGUGUGCAAGAGAGACUGCUGCGUGUGGUUUCCUCAUUUUGACUCUGGAGUUAAGUAAUGCUGCAUGGCAAAAUGCAGCCAUCUCGAAACCGUUCUGCUUCAGUCUUCAAGUGCCAUGGUCAUCGCAAAUACGAUCACAGAAAAUGAAUCCUUACGAGGAAGACGUCUCUUUCCUCAUGAUAUGGAGGAAGAAGCCUCAUUUUACUCAAGUCUGAAUACAUAUUAGUGAAUUCUCUGUUCUCCCAACAUUAUCAUAAUUCAAGCUUGUGGGUAUCUGGUUGCAUUCUCUUAACAGUUUUAAAUUUGUGGGUUUUAUUUUUGAAAAACCACGUUAUUCUGGCCCCUGAUGGAUGGGUUAAAGGGGUUAUAUAUUAUAUACAACACGCAUUGGCUUCAUACGGUUAGUAUCUUUCUCAUUCUCAUAAUAUAUAUCACAUAAUAUCACAGUGGUGGGCUGACAACUUAAAAGGACAAUAUUUUACAUCUUAAUCACGGACAGCUUUAAAAGGGAUUUCAUUACAACCGUAGAUUUUUGUGGAAUAACUCUCCAUGUAAUCUGGAUUAUCUCUACGCCCACCUGUACAGUUAAAGUCAGUGAUGAUCAGUUUCUUGGUAGAGAGGGUUGGUUUGAGUAAUAAAACACAUGUGCAGUGAUUAAAGCUGUGAUGAAACAUGAUCAAAACUAUGUUUGGGUGUGGAGACAGAGGGGUCAUUUAUUCAGCUGAAGGAGUGUGUGACUGCUGUCAGCUAAAUUGUUUUAGCUGAGUGAAUGCUGUUUUGUUUUAUUUAUGCUUUUGCUUGUUUGAAUUAUAUUUCAAGGACUUUCUUGAAUGUGCAUCCUUAUCUGUUAGAACUUGAGAGGGCAUUGAAAAUGAUUGAAAACACUGCAGUUCCAGGUGCAAAUGCAGUUAAAUAAAAAAAUAAAUUACUGUAAGUUAAAGUAUUUACAGGCAAUAUUUGCGUGGGAGUUUAACACUUCAAAUUAAGAAUGGUUACAGUAGACUGCUUAAAUGAUUUAUUUUAAUAUUAACAAACUGAUGUAAGACAUUCUGCUGUGACGCAGUUCAUUUAUCAACCAUUGCAGUGCACCAUCUAGUGGUCAAGUUUGCAGUUGCAUGCUAAGCUUGAUGUGUAAUUUACCUGGUCCUUACAAAGUACUGGCUUCAUCCAGAUAUUCAGUAUGUUAUAUGUUAAGUCCAGCUGAUAGAAUGAUGCUGCGUUGUGUAGAAAAGUCUACUUCUUUUUGAAAACUUGCACUUACUCCUAUGAUUACUGUGGGUUUACAGAAACGCACUUAUUCGAACCACCAUGCAGCCAUAUUGUGAAGACUUCAGAGGUGUUUACACUGUAAAGUGCUCUCUUGAACUGUUGAAAAAAGUUCAUUAAACAAAAACAGGAAGUUUUUCGAAAGUUGCGCUAUAUGUGCCAAACCAGUAAAUAGAAAUCUCCAUUUUGAGAAAGCAAGCUGAACCGGUUGACAGUAGAUUACAAAGUAGAAAUAAAACCAGCCAGCACAUGAGGGUCACUGGUUUUUCUUAUGUUUUGUAAGAGUAAGGUUAAAGGUUCAUCAUCUAAACUGUCAGUCCCUGCAGAUACAGUGUAGAAAUAUUCCAGAUUGCUUAGAAUUGGUCAUAAUAGAAGAUUGAUUUUUCUUGUUUUUGGCCUCUAUUGCUUAGUUAAAUCCUGUUUACUAUUGUGUGCCUUGCUUGAGAAUGGCGUGGCACUUACUGUUGCAAGGACUUGAUUUUUAAGGUUAAGGUUUUAUUUAAUGGUUAAAAUGUUUGCUUUCAAACUGGCAUUAAACAGCUUUAAAGUUUGAGCUGACAAGGGUUCAUAGAGACACAGGCAUGUUUUAAUUGCUGAAUGACGGUCAUUUUUGUUUUGGACAUACAGUAUGUGCUUUCCUUGUCCCUCUGAUUAAAGUUUGUCAAGCUCUUAGGAA
This is a messenger RNA of Xyrichtys novacula (pearly razorfish), 9421 nucleotides long. The record is from the annotation of a GenBank genome assembly. NCBI's taxonomy places the organism in Eukaryota, Metazoa, Chordata, Actinopteri, Labriformes, Labridae.